AUGGAUACUGAAUCAUUCAAACUCGAUGUUCAUGUUCAGGCUUGGUCUCAAGGUCGGUCAUUAGGGUUCUUAAGCACCGUAGUAAUCAGUCUACAUAGAGAAGUCGAGGAAUUUCUCAUUAAAGAGAAAGAUGAUAGUGUCACGAGUCUCGGUUCUUACCCUGAUUCUUCUUGCCACGACCCACUAAUCUCUCUGAAACUACCAUGUUUUAAACCAAACGACGUCUUUCACCGUCUCCAAAGCCAACUCCACGAUCAUGUCAUGUCCGAACAGAUAUCUUCUAAGAUUGUCGAAGCCCAACGACAAAGAAGUCAAAGUUUUUACUCACAACAACAACCUUUAUUCAUGAUUGUCUCUGUCAAAUUGACUCAAAAGGUAUACAGUGUUGUCCCUUGUAUUUCUUCUCCGUCAGCAACAGAUGUGGACCAAGAAGAAGAAUCGGAGACUUGUGCAAUCUGUUUGGAGAAUAUGUCGAGAUCUGAGAAUUAUUGCCAGAUGCCUUAUUGUAAGCAUUGUUAUCAUGAAGGAUGUGUCACCAAGUGGGUGAUUGGUCAUAAUAACUCUUGCCCUCUCUGUCGCAAACCUGUUGACAAAUAG
Arabidopsis thaliana (thale cress) is the source of this 597-nucleotide messenger RNA. Its product is annotated as Zinc finger, C3HC4 type (RING finger) family protein. The transcript has a single exon. NCBI's taxonomy places the organism in Eukaryota, Viridiplantae, Streptophyta, Magnoliopsida, Brassicales, Brassicaceae. The coding region runs from base 1 to 597 and encodes 198 amino acids. Gene Ontology annotation, cellular component: membrane. The record is from RefSeq and is marked reviewed.